Bufo bufo (common toad) is the source of this 5740-nucleotide messenger RNA. RefSeq names its product epidermal growth factor receptor (gene EGFR). Gene Ontology annotation, biological process: positive regulation of epithelial cell proliferation; negative regulation of apoptotic process; multicellular organism development. Lineage: Eukaryota; Metazoa; Chordata; Amphibia; Anura; Bufonidae. Gene Ontology annotation, cellular component: basal plasma membrane; signaling receptor complex. The record is from RefSeq and is a predicted model, not a curated record. The transcript has 28 exons. Gene Ontology annotation, molecular function: epidermal growth factor binding; epidermal growth factor receptor activity; ATP binding. The coding region runs from base 289 to 3915 and encodes 1208 amino acids.
UUCCCCUCGUAUCGUGAUCAGACAGGGAGACACGGACCCGGCUGAAACUGUCAAAAGUUUACCAACUCCAGGAGGAUGGUGUGUGGGUAAGAAGGAGGCGACCGAGACUGCAGACAGGAGAUCAGCCCCUCUCUGCUCUGGAUCUUACCCCUGUCUCCAGGAAUCUGUGAUAUCUGAUGCACUGGAUGUGAAGUUUACUUAACUAUCGGGGAUAAUUGGAAUAAGAAAAGAUUUCCCCCAAGGAUCUUGGGAUUUCUGUGGACUUCUCACUGACAACCUGACAACAGGAUGAAGAGACCUGGUCUGAGCCUGAGACACCUAGGAGCUGCUUUACUCCUAAUCACCUUGUUUCCUUUCAUGACUUGUGAUACCAAAGACGACAGAGUUGUUUGCUUGGGAAAUGAUAACAAGUUGACACAAAUGUACACGGUUGACGAACACUACAACUUUAUGAAGAGGAUGUACAAUGGAUGCCAGGUUGUACUUGGAAGUCUGGAACUCACCCACUUAAAACGGAAUCAUGACCUAUCUUUCAUAAAGGAAAUACAAGAAGUUGGAGGAUAUGUUUUUAUUGGUGUUAACGCUGUUAAGACCAUUCCUCUGGUCAACCUUAGAAUUAUCCGAGGUAACAGUUUGCAUAAGAACGCUGCGCUCUCCGUAUUUUCAAACUUCGCGGAUAGGAACGAAAAAAUUGGUUUGGAGCAGCUGCCUUUGAGAAAUUUACAAGAAAUUAUUCAUGGUGGAGUUACCAUAAGAAACAAUCCAAUGCUUUGCAACGUAGAUUCCAUGAAUUGGAAGGACAUUGUUAAUCCAAACCAUGUAAUUGCUGUGGAAAAGAGUACCCGCACAAACUGUCCUGCAUGUGAUGAGGCUUGCAAUGGAACGUGCUGGGGACCUGGUCCAGAGAACUGUCAUACAACUACAAAACUCAGUUGUGCCCAACAAUGCCCUGGACGUUGCAGGGGACCAAUGCCCAGUGAUUGCUGCCAUAGUCAGUGUGCCGCUGGAUGCACAGGUCCUAAAGAAACAGACUGCCUGGCAUGCAGAAGGUUUCGUGAUGGUCAAACAUGCAUGGAAAACUGUCCUCCGCUGUAUAUGUACAAUGUGAAUACAUAUCAAAUGGAACCUAACCCUUUAGGGAAAUACAGUUUUGGCGCCUCAUGUGUCACAAAAUGUCCACAUAAUUAUAUAUCGACAGACCAUGGAUCUUGUGUUCGGACUUGUAGUUCUGGUUCAUAUGAGGUAGAGGAUGAAGGCGCCCGCACCUGUAAAAAGUGUGAUGGACCAUGUCCGCAAGAGAAAAUUUGUGAUGGUAUCGGGUUUGGAGCUUUAGAACAUACUUUAGCCAUAAAUGCCACCAACAUUGGUAGUUUUGAAAAUUGUACAAAAGUUAAUGGAAAUAUAUACCUCUUGCCGUUAGUUGCCGUAGGUGAUCCUUUUACCAACACAAAAGGUUUGGAUCCAGCUAGCUUGAAUAUUUUUAGAUCUAUCCGAGAAAUAUCAGGUUAUUUAAUGAUUCAGUGGUGGCCGGCAAAUUUCACUGAUUUGAGUAUUUUUGAGAACCUGGAAAUAAUCAGAGGCAGAACUAAACAAUAUGGAAGUUACUCGCUUGCUGUAACACGUACCCCCAUAUCGUCACUGGGAUUACGCUCUCUCAGGGAAGUGAGUGAUGGCGACAUUGUAAUUAGACAAAAUCCCAAUCUCUGUUAUACUGACUCAAUGAAUUGGACAACUUUAUUAAGAGCAAACCAACAACAGAAGACGAUCUUGGAAAACAGAAACGCUGAGGAAUGUGCUGCUGAAGAAAAGAUUUGUCAUCCCUCUUGUUCUAAUGGUUGUUGGGGACCUGGACCCUCGCAGUGUCUUUCCUGUAAAGCGUUCAAACGUGGAAGAGAAUGUGUGUCAUCCUGCAAUAAGCUUACAGGUAAUCCAAGAGAAUUUAUUGAAAUUGGUGAAAUGUGUGUUUCAUGCCACCCUGAGUGUCUGCAGUUGAAUAACACUGUUACCUGCGAUGGACCAGAUGCAAAUCAGUGCACAAAAUGUGCUCAUUACAUUGACGAAGAACACUGCGUGAAAAACUGCAUACCUUCCUAUUAUGGCGACAAUGAUGUCCUAAUUCCAAAAUAUCCAGAUGAAGCUGGAGUUUGUCAAUUCUGUAGCUUAGAAUGCAAGACAGGGUGUACAGGUCCUGGUAUUAAAGGCUGUAAAUCUUCUGGAUCCAGUGUGGCGUAUAUUGCUGCCGGUGUCGUUGGAGGCAUUCUGGCAGCUGUUGUGUUAGGAUUGGUUGCAUUUUUCUUUAUGCGAAGAAAUCGUAUUAACAGAAAGCGGACUCUUCGUAGAUUACUGCAAGAAAGAGAGUUAGUGGAACCUAUUACUCCCAGUGGUGAAGCUCCAAACCAAGCACUUCUUCGAAUCUUGAAAGAAACUGAAUUCAAGAAGAUAAAGGUCCUUGGGUCAGGAGCAUUUGGGACUGUAUAUCAGGGUCUUUGGAUUCCAGAAGGUGAGGGCAUCAAAAUUCCUGUUGCUAUCAAAGAGUUACGUGAGGCCACAUCACCUAAAGCCAACAAGGAAAUUUUAGAUGAAGCGUAUGUUAUGGCCAGUGUGGAUAAUCCUCAUGUGUGCCGUUUGCUGGGAAUUUGCCUAACCUCCACUGUCCAGUUGAUCACACAGCUCAUGCCUUACGGCUGUCUUCUUGACUAUGUUCGUGAACAUAAAGACAAUAUUGGCUCAAGACAUCUUCUCAACUGGUGUGUGCAGAUUGCUAAGGGAAUGAGUUAUCUUGAAGAUCGACGAUUAGUCCACAGAGAUUUAGCUGCCCGCAAUGUCCUUGUAAAGACACCAAACCAUGUUAGAAUUACAGAUUUUGGGUUGGCCAAGCUUUUGGGGGCAGAUGAAAAGGAAUAUCAUGCAGAAGGUGGAAAGGUCCCAAUUAAAUGGAUGGCACUGGAGUCCAUUUUGCACAGAAUAUAUACCCAUCAAAGUGACGUGUGGAGCUACGGCGUCACAGUAUGGGAGCUUAUGACUUUCGGGUCUAAACCAUAUGAUGGAAUUCCAGCCAGUGAAAUUUCAACAAUUCUAGAAAAAGGAGAGCGUCUUCCUCAGCCUCCCAUAUGCACUAUUGAUGUGUACAUGAUUAUGGUGAAAUGUUGGAUGAUAGACGCUGAAAGUCGUCCAAAAUUCCGUGAGUUAAGCGCAGAAUUUAGUAAGAUGGCUCGUGACCCGACACGCUACCUUGUCAUACAGGGAGAUGAUAGAAUGAAUUUACCCAGCCCCCCUGCCUCUAAGAUCUACCAGACUUUGAAUGAUGAGAUGGGAGAUAUUGUUGAUGCUGAAGAAUAUUUGAUUCCGCAUCAAGGAUUUUUUACCAGCCCCCAAACAUCUCGAACGCCGCUCCUGAGUACAAUGAGUUCAACAAGCAACAAUUCACCCAUCAUAUGCAUUACUCGAAAUGGGGAUCUGCCACUCAGAGAAGACAGCUUCAUCCAGAGAUAUAGCACCGACCCAACAGUCAUUUUGAAUGACAGCAUUGACGAAGAAUUCCAUCCUAUUCCAGAAUAUGUCAACGAGACGAAUUCAAAGCCACAGAUCUCAACCAUCGCAAACCCAGUUUACCAUAAUUUCCUUCCCGGGGACACAAAGCCUUCAAAUGGCAUUCAUAGGAAUUCCAAUGGGAAUGGUGUGAACAAUCCAGAAUACCUGAACUCAGGUCAGACCUUCGUAAACCACUCAGAAAAUGACUAUCCUGCCAUCUGGGAGCAAAAAAUUGGCCAGCAAAUAAGCCUGGACAAUCCUGACUACCAACAGGACUUUUUCCCAAAAGAAACCAAAAUCAAUGGAUUUAAAAUUCCUGCGGCAGAAAAUCGUGAAUAUUUGGCAUUGGCACCAAAAAGCGACUAUAUUGAAGCUUCAGCAUGACCACUAGCUGGUUCAAACAUUCCUGGCAUUCUGCCAACUGGGGCACAGUGAGUUCUCAGAGGACGCUUGUAGACAAUGGACCCUAAUGAAUUGAAUGCAUAUUGCAGUACUUGGGCACUUACACUUGUACAUUGAAUAUAUUGGGAUCUAUAGCUCCCAGUGAAUCAUCCUCAAUGUUCCUCUGUUGUUUUGUUCUGAAAGACAACACCUCUAACACUUUUAUAUAUAAAUAUAUAUUGAGAGAUUUUUUUUUUAAUUUGCAAAAAAUGCUUUUUAAUUCCUGUGUUUUUAUAAUGUGUCAAGAUAUCCUUUCACCUUUUUGUUUUCUGUGUUUUGUCCAAGUUAACUGGUAUUUGUGCAUAAAAGUCAAUAUACAGAACCUGUUGUCAUUCUAAGCAUGAAAUCUAGUGUAUAAGGUAUAUUUUAAUAUUUAGCAGUCUUAUGUCGGGGAAAAGAGAGGCUACCGUAAAAAAAAAAAGUACAUAAUCACAACUAGAUGUUUUCCAAUGGCAUUUCAUAUGUCUGUGUUUUGGAACUGACUCAUUGGAUAAUAUGUAUAUAUUGGAGUAUAAUAAGUGUAAAAUUGUUUAAAAUCGGAUUCAUGUAUGGCACUGAAUUGCACAGCGAUUUUCAAACAUAGCAAACCUCAUUAUCAUAUGUAAGGCAAAGCGUGACCGAUUUACCAGUGGUCGUCAGGGCAGACAACGUAGCAUGGUGUACCACAUGUUCAGAUAGGAGGGCUAUCACCACCUUAAAUGGGUUUUCCAAGAGUCUGAUUGGUGUGGGUCCAACUCCUGGCCCCUCGCAGAUCAGCUGUUUGAAGAGGCCAUUGAAUUCCUGUGAGUGCUACGGCCUCUUUAUAGACCAGUGACAUCACGUUCAUUGGUUACAUUGCCUAUUCGCAGCUCAGUCCUGUUGAAGUGAAUAGGCCAAGCACCACCAUUAUACAAUGUAUGGCGCUGUGCUUGGUAAGGUGUGAGGAGGCCACAGUGCUCAUGGCCUCUUCAAAAGGCUGAUUGCCAGGAAUCGGACCCCCACUGAUCAGAUAUUGAUGAUCUGCACUAAGGGUAUGCCAUCAAUAUUGAACUUCAGGAAAACACCUUUGAAAGAUUAAUUACAGUGUUGCCUGCUGAUUUUCUGAGACUUUUUAACUGAUGACCUAUCCUCUGCUAUUUGAGAAGGCACCGAGGCUCACAGUAGCGCAAUGGUCUUCUCUCUUAUACAUUGUACAGCGGCUGUGCUUGAUAUCGCAGCUUAACCCCACUCACUUGAAUGGGGCUGAUCUGCAAAUAAGCCAUGUGACCAAAAAACGUGACGUCACUAGCCUAAGAUAAGCUACAAGAAGGCCUUGGCGUUUAUAGGACUUCCGCAGCCUACUCAAACAGCUGAUUGGUUGGGAUCCUGGGUUAAAAAGUCAUGGAAGGCAUAACUUGUAACUAAGGGGUCCAAAUUUGAACUGUAAAACAGGGCCUCCCCGUGUAUCAUGUACUAUUUUAAUACUAGUGUUUUCUUAUGUGGCAGAGGGGGCUAUAGGCACUCAGGUACCAAGGUCCAGGUUGACUGCUACCUCAAUACCCCUAUAGCUAUGGCCCUAGUAUACUAGACUGUGUGUAAAGGACUGGGUUAACAAGGGUUAUAUGAGAAUGGAAGAAGAGUUUGAUCCUUUUUCAAUGAACCAUGUCCAUGAGCUGUGUCUGGCAUGCAGCAGAUCUCCAUUCAGUUAAAAAGGCCUGAGCUGCAGAGGUAGCAGACCGGGUCCAUAAACAAAUAUAUGGUGCUGUUGCAGGAAUCUCAUACAACCCUUUUAACGACAAGGCUUGUGGGU